Tuber aestivum (summer truffle) is the source of this 741-nucleotide messenger RNA. The record is from the annotation of a GenBank genome assembly. NCBI's taxonomy places the organism in Eukaryota, Fungi, Ascomycota, Pezizomycetes, Pezizales, Tuberaceae.
GUCAAGAGCCGUAAACAGCAAUGUUAUCCCAAACAUCCCGCAACCUCCUCCUCCUCCCCCUGCUUCGCGCCCCGCACCCACUCCGCCGCACCUUCACCACCUCGAGUGUCUACCGUCAAGCCACGAGCGGUACCGCUCCAGGGGCAAUUCCUAAAAAGAGGCCCAUCGGGGCUUUUAGAGGAGGGUGCGUUCUUUUUACUGCUCCCCCUCCCCCUCCCCCUCCCUUUCCACUUCAUUUGGCGGGUUUUGAACUGGGUAAACUGAUUUAUAUGGAUUGGUGGGUGGGUGGGGUGGGGAAUAGAUUGUUUGGGUUUCUCCUGGGAUCAACGGUUUCUGGAGGCGCGGCGUACUUUUACUUGCUUGAGGAGUAUAGAGUUUCCAACGAACUCUUGACGGAGGAUGUCGAGGUUUGCUUUGCUGCCUUCCUUCCUUCCUUCCUCCUAUUCUCCGUGUUGGUGGUUCGAUUUGGGUGGGGAGGGGGGGGGCUGAUUGUGGGAUCUUAUGUGUAGGCUUUGAGGACUUCGAUUCAGCGGGUGGAGGCUUAUGUUAGGCGAUUGGAAGAGAGUACUGAGGUGCAGAAGAGCGCUCCUGCGAAGAGGAAGUGAUGGACCGCUGGGUGGGUGGGAGGCGCGGGGAUGGUGAUUGAAUGGGUAGGAGGUUAUGCGCUUUGUUGCGAUUACUUGUGCCGGUCGGCACGGGGGAGUCGGAUUGUAAUUAACUAAAAUGGGGAAUACGGGCUUA